Soboliphyme baturini is the source of this 3999-nucleotide messenger RNA. Lineage: Eukaryota; Metazoa; Nematoda; Enoplea; Dioctophymatida; Soboliphymatidae. The record is from the annotation of a GenBank genome assembly.
AUGGCCGUCAACGCAAAACCACUUGAUGCUAAAAAUGGCAUGAUCGAAGCCGAGUUGAACGACGAUGACGAGGAGGAAGAAGAAGAGGAGGAGGAGGACGAGUCAUUCGUGACGUCACUGAAGCAUCGCAUCGUGAUUCUUGCGCCAGAGAAAAAGACCGACAUCGUAAGCUCUGUAUCCUCUUCCGAAGCAGACGUGGCUGUUUGUGCAGGUGAACAGCGAUCGUUGACUGGAGUCAAAGCGACUGGACAGCUAAUGUUAGAAGGGAUGAAGGUCGAAACCCAGCAAUCAAAACUUUCACAGGUUACGGUAAGAGAGGCGUCGUCGGAACAGGCAAAGUCUAUGAAAAUCAAGAUGUUUGGCCAACAGGUUAACGUCACCCAGGGAAGCAAUACCGAAAUUACCGUCGAAUCGUCACGAACACUGACCACCAGCAACACGGCCGGUGGUCAGAUGCCUGCACAAAAAAUGAUCAAGAAGACAACGAGAGAAUCGGCUCUGUUGAUUGGCGGAUGCACCGAUAACGGUAUGCUGGUUGGUGGUAUGUGUGAGAAAACUACCGUGGCACAGGACAACGCAGUCGAUGUCUUACAGCUUCAGAAGGCAACCCUGAGAGAGGAGCAGUUAAAGCCACAAGUCGAGGAGCAGAAGACGGAAGAGCGGAAACUGGAGGUUGUAGGGAAAACUGAGUCAAGAGGGAGCAAGACGCUCGAGGAGAAGAUCCCAGUGUCACAAGAUGUCCAACCCUGUGCCGAACGAGCCUCAGAGACAGGCGCUGAGGCAUCUCAAUCACAGACCGAUGAAUCGACGAUGCAACAGACCACGGUUAAUGAAACUACGGUUCAACACGAGGUCGCCGGAACGAAGGCUGAACAGCAACAAACUGUCACGGCCACCUCCAAGGUCAUAACCGAAAAUCAGGUUUGUGAACCAGUUGUUACGGAGACCGUCAAAAACGAAGCGACGCUAGAGAAAGUUGCUGAGUCAACUGACACCGAACCUCAACACGGGGCUGAGAAAGUUGCUGUAGGGAAGGAGGUGGCAAAUGAAGAAAAGUUGGCCAGUGCCGAACACCAAGUUUUACUUCAAACGGUAUCUAACUUGGUCGAGAAAGAGGUGAGACUCGAAACUGAACGUUCGAACGAAGAGGACCAGAUUUCAGACAAAGCCAUCGAACCUGGUACCGCAAGCAACACUGCGAAUGCGAAGAUUCCGGUCGAAUGGCAAGACCAAGGAACCGUUGAAAUCAGUGUUAAUUUGUCGAACACUAUCACUCCCGCGACGCAGCCCUUAACAGCAGCCCAGGGUGCCCCCAGUACACUCGAAGAUCAGCUGAAAGAACUGGAACACGCAACUGUUACUACACACGUGAUCGAAACAACCGGAAAAACGGAAGAAUGUGCCGGAUUAGACCAAACUUCUACGAGCGUGACUCAGGUGGUGCAAACGACGACUAUGCCACAAGGGACAGCUGCCGGCAUCACUGCUUUGCCGGAAGCAUCGCCUAAGGUGCCGUCAGAAACGACGGUUUCCGUCGUACGAACGGGGCAGUCGGAGGUCGAACAAGUCAUUAGCCACCGAGCAGCAGAAGGUGAAGCUAAGAUGCAAGACGAGGAAACGAAAAUUCUCCCAAGCCACGCUGCUGCGGAGUUUCACCGAGAACAGCCUCCUGCUACUGUUCUUGCAAACCAGACGACCGUGGAAAACGUUGACGAAGAAUGCCUGAGUCUCCGUCAUGAACAAGAAACGAUUCAAGCGGGGACAGCUGUGGCGCAGCAGAGUACUGCCGCCAAAGAAGGUAUAAAAAUUGACGUCGAAUACGAAACUGUUCCGGUCAAUGGUCAGCAGGAUAUUCCUGUACAGUUUGUCAGAGCGGACAUGACCGUUCAGCCGUCAGCGAUUGAGGAAACGACGAAGCAACAGAAGCAAACCGCUGUCAGCGAAAGGCGGGUCAUCAGCGUGUCUACUGAGGAACAUGCAGCGGUUGCAGGAGGCACAAAAGUCAUGGUCGAGAGCGAAACUGCCCUUUCUCACGUUGACGCCGAAGUUCCUAUCCAGUUCGUCAGCGUAGAUACCACGGCGGCUAAGGCGGCCCAACCACAGCUGUCAGAGACAGUCAAAACGACCACUGUCGGAACUGAUGUCCACAAGAGUGCAAGCAAAGCCGUAUCAGAGUCUUCUGAGGAGCAGAAUCGGACAAAAGAAACCGGGCUAACUGCUCGAGUGCCAACUACCAAACAAGUAGUCGUUGCGACCUACGGAGAAACGGAAACUAAAUCAACUUUGGAGCAGACACCAGCGGCUCCCGUCGACAGAGUCGAGCGUGAGUUCUCAGAAGUUGGAGCAACAUUGGCUAAUGUUGAAAGCGAAAUUGCUUCUCAUUUUAACCUGCAGAAUAUGGCCGCAGAACAGAGUUGGAAACAAAGCGGGCAGUUCGUACAAACUUCAACAAUACCGUCCAUGGGGGAGGUCGUUCAGAGUACCAAGCGAAUAGCGGAAGCAGUUCUGAAAGGAGGCGAAACAACGACCGAGGUUCUUCACUCUCGUGAAGAGGCCGAAAGCGAAAGUCAACGCAAUAGUUCGUUGUCGAAGAGUGUGAUUACCAAACAGCAAGCGCCUGUUGAAAGCUUGCUUUACACCACAACCUUCGACCACGAGGUGAUGACUGACAGCAUCAAAACACCGACGGCAGUAACCGAGCCAGCAGCAAAAAUUGUUGUAAAGACAGAAGAGAAACCCGGUGAAACGGAUAUGUCUGCCACUGUGAAACAAGUCAAAGAGACUCUAAUCAUAGAAGAUCAAGUGUCUACGCAGCAUCAAGAAAUAAUACGCUUCCGAGACGACGGCACGGUACUGUUGGAUAUUACAAAGGAGGUCCCUACUGAUCAGUCAGCGAUAAAGCCGGAAGAACCGAAGGCAGUUCGACAACCAAAACAGCCGAAACGAUCUGAGGACGUAAGAAAAGGUGGACUGUUGAAAACCAAGGACGAAAGCAGUUGGAUCAAGCGUGACGUGUCCCCGUCACCUGUCGCAACGAGUCACACACCGUGGGCAAAUCGAGUACAAAACAGGAGGAAGCAAAUGGCCGAAUCGUUCUUAGCAAAGACCGAGUCAAGUGUUAGCAAACAGACUGAACGUGGUCACAUGAUCAGCAAGUUUACGACUAGUCAACAGCAGGAAGCAAGCCCAAGCCAUUCACUGAAGCAAGGAGUUACUUCUACAUGGACUCGAAGGGAGCAGACGACAGGUCAUUUACAACCUCAACUAAGCACAGGCAUGACCGAGUCCAAGACAGCGGAACAACAGAUAUAUCAGACGCACUCUGAGCCCAGACAAAUCCCAACAGCGACUCAAUUCAUGCAGAAAGAACAACAAGUGUUUCAGAGGCAUCCUCAGCAGACUAUUGGAAGAAUGGCCGAGUUUGUUACACAAGAGCAGCAACAGGCAACCCAAAUGAUGAAGCCUCAUCCAAGGAAGUUUGUCUCCCAUUUUGUACAACAGGAACAACAGAUCAUCCAGAUACCACCGCAACAAACCAGAGGAACGACAUCGUUCACGAGUCACGAACAGGAAAUCUCAGAGAUUCAGCCACAGCACUGCAUCAUUCACAACGGGUAUCCGAAGGGCACCUCGGCUCAAGUAGAGGUGCAGCAAGCUGCUAAAAAGCAGCCACCCCCGGUGCCCACUAAACGGGCCAUGUUUCAGGCCCAAGGAUUGGGCAACGAAGGGCAAGACAACAUUUCACAGAUAAAGCAGCAAACGACCACCACCAGUGUGAGCUACUAUCAGUCGUCCAUGGUCGAAAUGGAGCAGCGUGCCUCCGGCCAGGACACACAACACCAGAGACAAGCGAGGAGUCCUUUCCGCAACGCCAAGGCGGUCGACACCGGUUUGAACCGCAGUGUAUCCCAGAACGUGGAAGAGACCGAGAGCCGGCUUGCGACCGGCUUCAGAAAAUUCCCGCGAGGGAAACUGCAAAAAAACUGGCCACCGAAGUGA